AUGCGAGAACUUUCUGUAGCUUCCACUUCUUAUUCAAUUUGGCGAAAUUUGCUUGAGAGAGAAAGGGGAGAGAAGAGUGCGGUGUACGGCUUGAUUAUUCGAUUGCAAAAAAUUGUUGGAUGGAUUAAUCAGAAGGAACGAAGAAAACCCAUAAACAGUUUGCCUAGAUAUAUUUUAAAAUUGAGAUGAGAUGAACAGAUAACCAUUGUCUCGAUUCUAGCAAGUGGUUGUUGUAAAGGUGGAUUUGAGAUUCAUGAGAUAAUAGGGUUUCUUUAUUUUCAAACUUGGAAAUUGGCUGUUUGGACCUGAACUAUCUGAAUAUUAUGCAUAUUGAGGAAGUGAGAAGAGAGGAGGGCAUAAGAACUGGAAAUGAACAACAUGCUGAGAAUACUGUAACCAAAGGUAUUUUGGUAAAUGAUACGAAAAGGGUUUUGGUUGGAGCAGGGGGGCGUGCUCUGUUUUACCCGACCUUACUGUAUAAUGUUCUUAGGAAUAAGAUUCAGGCAGAGUUUCGUUGGUGGGAUUUGAUUGACGAGUUUGUAUUAUUAGGUGCUGUGCCAUUCCCAGCUGAUGUCAAAAGGUUGAGAGAGCUUGGUGUUAGGGGUGUAAUCACCUUAAACGAGCCAUAUGAAACUCUCGUUCCAACUUCACUAUAUCAAGUUCACCAAAUUGCUCAUUUGGUACUUCCAACACGAGAUUAUCUAUUUGCUCCAUCACAAGGUGACAUCUGCAAAGCGGUAGACUUUAUUCAUGAAAAUGCAUCAUUUGGGCGAACUACCUAUGUGCACUGCAAAGCUGGUCGUGGACGGAGCACCACUAUUGUCAUCUGUUAUCUGAUUCGAUACAAGUAUAUGGCUCCGCAGUCUGCCUACAAUUAUGUAAAGUCAAUUCGGCCUAGGGUGCUAUUGGCAUCUGCCCAGUGGCAGGCCAUCCAAGAAUUCUACCAUAUGCAUAAUAUCCACCAUUUUGCCACUAUCUCAAGGAUGAUCCUCCUAUCCUCACUUGAUAUGGUUGCUUUCGAUGAUGGCUCGGUAGUGAUAGUAAGUGAAACCGAUUUAUCAGGUUAUGAAUCAUCACGUGAGUUGUUGAAUGGUUGGGAGAGAAAGAGUUGGACAGACAUAAGGUUGGUUUAUGAGAUUCAGUUAGCUGGAAAGGCGGCUCUGGAAAGACUGUCUUGCAUGUGGUUCUUCCAAGGCGGUGGAUCAAAUCUUUUUAAGUGUUUGAGUGGAGAGGCCCGGAUGGGGAAGAAAAUUGAUGAAAAAGCGGAUGAAAUGGGAAUACUUAGUGUGGAUAUUCGGGUCUUUUGAGAUCAGGGUUAAUGAAAAAUCCAUGGGUUUCGUUCCAAAUAUGCUUGUUGUGUUGUACAUAAUCUAAACUAGCCUUCUUCCAUAAGCAUCUGUAAUUAUUAAGUUACCAAUUUGUAUGGAUAGAUACUUUUGUAUCUAGAAAGUAUAUAUUGUAAAUGACAUUUGCAUCUUAACCAUUUCUUAUGAAUAUAUGUGUGUGUAUUGAGGAUC
Molecule: messenger RNA, 1517 nt
Organism: Impatiens glandulifera
Lineage: Eukaryota; Viridiplantae; Streptophyta; Magnoliopsida; Ericales; Balsaminaceae
Product: phosphatidylglycerophosphate phosphatase PTPMT2-like
Exons: 7
Coding region: 324-1307 (327 amino acids)
Biological process (GO): protein dephosphorylation
Molecular function (GO): protein tyrosine/serine/threonine phosphatase activity; phosphatidylinositol-4,5-bisphosphate 5-phosphatase activity
Source: RefSeq, a predicted model, not a curated record